Messenger RNA from Yarrowia lipolytica CLIB122, 876 nucleotides. RefSeq lists its product as uncharacterized. The record is from RefSeq and is a predicted model, not a curated record. Lineage: Eukaryota; Fungi; Ascomycota; Dipodascomycetes; Dipodascales. Gene Ontology annotation, cellular component: exon-exon junction complex; cytoplasm. Gene Ontology annotation, molecular function: RNA binding. Gene Ontology annotation, biological process: exon-exon junction complex disassembly.
AUGUUUAGAGUUACGUCUGUGAGUUCGAUUCUGGGUUGGGACAAACAGAUAAAUCAUUGGGGUGCACAACUAAGGCUGGGCUGGAGGCCAAUCUGUGUCCAGUUUGCACACCUUCAGAACGCAGAACGGUACACGAGCAGUAUGGCGUCCCUCACAGGAACAUAUGAAAAGGAUGGAGAGAGAGUGGUGGGUGGAACAGUGCGAUCUGACGGCAGUGUGAGACCGAUUGCCAAGGUGCGGCCUGGAUACAUUGCCAAAGAAGAUGUUCCAAAGUACAAGCCACGCGGGGCGAGAGAACGAGAUGCCAGGUUGGGCAUCGUGUCUGCUGAGAGUCCGAUCGCUAGGGUGGAGACCCAAGCAAGUGGUGCUGACGACAACAAGUCGGCUAUCAAGGCCCGAAUCCAAGCUGCGAAGGCCGAGUUUGAGAGAAAGAAGCGCGAGAAGGAGAAGGGGCCACGGAAGGAAGAGAAGCAGAUGGUGGAGGAGAGUGUGAUAUUCGACAACAGCGGCAAGAGCCCCGAUGAUAUCAGCAACAUGAUUGCCGCUGUUGAUAAUCUGGAUAUCAGGUCGACUCCAGACACAACAGCACCAACAAAAACUUCAACCACCACAAGCAAGCUACAGUCGAAACACAAAAAGAGGGAGGACAAGACGGAAAGAAGCGAUUCGACACAGAUACAGGUCGAGUCUCAGGCGGAGUCGGAAUCCAAGUCUCAGGUCGAGUCCCCGACCAAUCUCACUACCACCCCACAAAGUACUCAGAGGAUUCCUCUCAAGUCCAGACAUGCUAGAAAGGCAGAGUCACCCACAGAGGAGAAGAGCUCAAACAAUGCCAACAAAACCUCCGGGUACAUUCCUCCACACAAAAGAAAGUAA